Paramecium pentaurelia is the source of this 928-nucleotide messenger RNA. Lineage: Eukaryota; Ciliophora; Oligohymenophorea; Peniculida; Parameciidae. The record is from the annotation of a GenBank genome assembly.
AUGGGAAUUACUUGUUCAAAUCAUUAGAAUCUGAUAAGAGAAAUAGACAGGAUAGAUAAGUAAACAAUUUUACUGAAAUUUUUUGAAGUAGCGGUCCACUUAACUACAAUAAUAUCAGAAGAUACAACCAAAGAAGAAUGUGAAUGUUUAUUUUGGAAUAAAAAAAAAGCUAAAUGGCAGUGCAAAAAAAUAUAAAUCGCUAUUACUAAGGUUAAUGAUGACUAUGAAGUUAAGUAUAUUUUAGAUGGAUAAAUUUUAAGAAUGUAUAUACUUCAAUUAAUAAAAAUAGAGAAUUGUAAAAAGUAACUUUUGCUAGACCAUAAGUUUAACCAAUUUAUCUCAAAUUUAUUAUCUUGAAUGGCUUCGAAAAUAUUAAGAGAAUUCUAAAAAGGUAGGAAAAUGGACAGUUAUUUGGAAGGGAGAAUAAAUCAUAGAAGUGGGUGAAUAUUAUAAUAAAUAAAUUAAUUAAGAUAUUAUAUGAUAAUUAGGGAUAAAAAUUGGUAUUUGGAAAGAAAUAAUAAACAAUUAUUCUUCGUAAAUUAAUUUAUUUAAAUUAUAAAGAGAGACUCAAGUUUAUCAAAUUGGAUAAUACUUAGAUAAUUUGAAAAUAGGAAAAUGGAUGUAUAUUUUUGAGAAUGAGUAGAUGUAAAUAAUUCAUAAUUUUACAGCGGUGGUGGAAGAUACAAUUAAUAAAAUUAAAAAGAAGGACUAUGGAUUGAGUUGAAUGAUAAAUUGUUGGAGUAUUUUUUGGGUUAAUUAUUAAAUAAUUAGAUUAAGCUAAGUAACUUAUAAAGGAGAAUAUAAAAAUGGUAAAAAAGUUGGUUUAUGGGAUAUUUAAUACAGGAACAAUAAUAAUGUAUCUUUUUAUUAGAUGUAAAAUUUCAUUAAUAAUAAUCUAUAAAUACCUCAGUGGUGGAGGAUCGUAUGA